Messenger RNA from Bubalus bubalis (water buffalo), 4981 nucleotides. RefSeq names its product N-myristoyltransferase 1 (gene NMT1). Gene Ontology annotation, biological process: N-terminal peptidyl-glycine N-myristoylation. The record is from RefSeq and is a predicted model, not a curated record. Lineage: Eukaryota; Metazoa; Chordata; Mammalia; Artiodactyla; Bovidae. The transcript has 12 exons. Gene Ontology annotation, cellular component: cytoplasm. The coding region runs from base 63 to 1553 and encodes 496 amino acids. Gene Ontology annotation, molecular function: glycylpeptide N-tetradecanoyltransferase activity.
CCCCUUGUCCAAUAGGAGCCCCCCAUGUAGCGAGGCGCGGAGGCCGGCUCUCGCAACUCAAGAUGGCGGACGAGAGUGAUACAGCAGUGAAGCCGCCGGCACCUCCGCUGCCGCAGAUGAUGGAAGGGAAUGGAAACGGCCAUGAGCAUUGCAGCGAUUGCGAGAACGAGGAGGACAACAGCUACAACCGGGGUGGUUUGAGUCCAGCCAAUGACACUGGAGCCAAAAAGAAGAAAAAGAAACAAAAAAAGAAGAAAGAGAAAGGCAGCGAGACAGAUUCAGCCCAGGAUCAGCCUGUGAAGAUGAACUCUUUGCCAGCAGAGAGGAUCCAGGAAAUACAGAAGGCUAUUGAACUUUUUUCAGUGGGUCAGGGACCUGCAAAAACCAUGGAGGAGGCUAGCAAGCGAAGCUACCAGUUCUGGGACACGCAGCCUGUCCCCAAAUUGGGAGAAGUUGUGAACACACAUGGUCCUGUGGAGCCUGACAAAGACAACAUCCGCCAGGAGCCCUACACGCUGCCCCAGGGCUUCACCUGGGAUGCCUUGGACCUGGGGGACCGUGGUGUGCUGAAAGAACUCUACACUCUCCUGAAUGAGAACUAUGUGGAAGAUGAUGAUAACAUGUUCCGAUUUGAUUAUUCCCCAGAAUUUCUUUUGUGGGCUCUCCGGCCGCCUGGCUGGCUCCCCCAGUGGCACUGUGGGGUUCGAGUGGUCUCGAGUCGGAAACUAGUUGGGUUCAUCAGCGCCAUCCCGGCAAACAUCCAUAUCUACGACACAGAGAAGAAGAUGGUAGAGAUCAACUUCCUGUGUGUCCACAAGAAGCUGCGCUCCAAGAGAGUGGCUCCAGUGCUGAUCCGUGAGAUAACCCGGCGGGUUCACCUGGAGGGCAUCUUCCAAGCUGUUUACACUGCCGGGGUGGUGUUACCAAAGCCUGUCGGCACCUGCAGGUACUGGCAUCGGUCCCUAAAUCCCCGGAAGCUGAUUGAAGUGAAGUUCUCUCACUUGAGCAGAAACAUGACCAUGCAGCGCACCAUGAAGCUGUACCGACUACCAGAGACUCCCAAGACAGCUGGGCUGCGACCAAUGGAGAAAAAGGACAUUCCAGUAGUGCACCAGCUCCUCAGCCGGUACCUGAAGCAGUUCCACCUCACGCCUGUCAUGAGCCAGGAGGAGGUGGAGCACUGGUUCUACCCCCAGGAGAAUAUCAUUGACACUUUUGUGGUGGAGAAUGCAAACGGGGAGGUGACUGAUUUCCUGAGCUUUUAUACACUUCCGUCCACCAUCAUGAACCACCCGACCCACAAGAGUCUGAAGGCUGCUUACUCUUUCUACAAUGUUCACACUCAGACCCCUCUCCUAGACCUCAUGAGCGACGCCCUCGUUCUCGCCAAAAUGAAAGGGUUUGACGUGUUCAAUGCACUGGAUCUCAUGGAGAACAAAACCUUCCUGGAGAAGCUCAAGUUCGGCAUUGGGGAUGGCAACCUACAGUAUUACCUGUACAAUUGGAAGUGCCCCAGCAUGGGGGCAGAGAAGGUUGGGCUGGUGUUACAGUAACCAGUUGCCAGUGAGAUUCUGGAUAAAGCCACUGAGAAUUACCAGGAAAUGGAGCCCCACCACUUGUUGGUCCAAUUUUCACAAACGUGAGAAUCCCUGGCAAGGGGAGCAGAACUGAACCGGCUUUACAGACCGCCGCUGAACUUGAUGAUUGUAUUGCAAUGGCAUAGGCUGCGAGAUGCCAUCUCUGGCCGUGCCUCUGGUCUCCCUGUUUUCCAGUUAAUCGCAUCGUUAUGCAGCCGCGAUCAAGGGAAUGUAACUGCUGAAAACUAGCUCGUGAUUGGCAUAUUAUGGAGUUAACGGGUGAAUAAUAAAAGUAUAUAUAUAUAUUAUAUAUAUAUAUAAAUAUUUUAAAUAUCUUUCAUGUUCCAAAUGUACAAGGAUGUUUGGUCUCUAAUGAAAAACUGAAUCCAGAUCAUUCCUCAAAAUUCGACUCUAAGGCCAGUGCCCGACAGACACAUAUCGGUACAAUUGAAUUGUUUCCUUCUGAAAGCAGGCAUGGACUUUUCUCAGGGGAGCAGGAGAAAGAGGAUGUGGGAGGCUUACCCAGUUCCCCUUCUGAGUCAGCUGGGUUGAUUGGCUUGGCGAUGGCAGCGUCGGGUGGAGGGGCUGUGCAGGGCUUUGGGGAGGGCUCAGCACUCUCUGGGAAGAGCAGGUGGAGGCCUGGCCGGGGCAGACCUGACUCCGAGGCGCUCCUGCAGGGCCUGUACCUUUUUUGCAUCCUGAACCUGCACAGCAGGGAUGACCUGUGAAAGUGCGUUUCAUGAAUCCAGUUCCCUCUUCUAGUCCUCUUGGCCUGCUCCCUGUAGGAAGUCAUCCUGCCAACAACUGACUUUUACAUCCAGGCUCUCUAGCCAACUGUUGCCAAUCUUAUAUGACAGGGAUAAGUCCUGUGAGAUUGUUUUUCCACUGCCUGGGAUGACUGGCAGUAUGAAGGGGACCUUUGACCUCCUUGUAUAGCAUCUGGGACCUUGUGGAGACUAUGUCAGUGCAGGCCCUGCCUAGCUCAUCUUAGAGCAAAGAACCAGGACGUGAUGCCCCCAGGAUUGGUUGGGCAAGGAUGGCGUGGGGCUGAUACCCAGACCUCGGCCUCCAGCCCUGGGCCGGUGCCUUCCAGCCCAUUAGCCAUCUCUGCUCCUUUCCAAGACAUACAGCCUGCAGGUCACGGCAGGGAGUGGUGAUGAGAUGCCAGUCUGCACUUGGCAACAGACAUGAUUUUCUGUUGCCAUUGUCAGAGUCUGAUUUCCACUGAUGAUGUGUUGCGGAUUUUUGCGGUGGUAAUGGUGACUGAUGCUGCCUAUGGCCCUCCAAAUAAUGGAGGUUCCAGUCAUGUGACUGUCACGUAGGCAUUCCUCGGUUGCGCUCAGCCAAGUGGUUUGGGGAGGGUUGGGCUAUGAAUUGUCAGCAGCGGCAACUCAUAUCCAGACUUGUAUGUAACUUUUGCUCUAGGACGAGGUCAGUGGGUGGAUGGUGUGACGUGUGAGGUGGGGGGUUUCCUGGCUGCUUUUACCUCUACUUGUAGAGGGAAGGAAGUCUUGCCGGCAGGCCAGGCUCAGCCCAGCUGUGGGAACUGAAAUCGUGUUCCACGGGCCAGGAGGGCUGUGUUGCAGGCUGUGGGCUCUGGUGAGGUUUGCCAGAGACUGAUUCUGCAGAGUCCCCAGAGCUGGAGGGGAUCGCGUGCUUAGUUGGGAUGGGGCCGUGCUGCCCCUGCCCAAGCAGGGCUGCUGGCCAGGCUUUCUGCAGACGGAACCCCCAACUCCACUGAUCACACUUUCAUCAGAGGCCUCUAGGGGGCCUCCUUUCUCCCUGUCGUCCCUGUGCUGCAAACUGUAGGCCCCCAUCGUGGCUGACCUUUGACUCCUUGACUCCAAGAUACCCAGACCAAAGAAGCUGCUGUUCUCAGCAAGAUGUGCACUGCAUUCCACAGACGGCGGAGUCGGAGAGGCAGGGGCUUGCCCACACAGCCUCACAGACAUCAGACACAUGGCAUCCCAUGGCCCAGAGCAGCCCACCCUGUGCGUGCUUCUAAAGAUGUCAGAGAACGAAGUUCCCGACUCUCCCACCUCAGGCAGGACUGGAACUUGGAUAGGCUCCCUGUCACAGGCUUGCUCAGCUCUGGGCCAGGUCCCGGCCUGAGCUGCCUCUGAAAUUUGGGGUGCCUGACGGCCCCAGGAGUGAGCUUUGCCUUGGUGACUGAAGUCAUGGGAUGGAAACUGUGAGGCCCAUGCCCGCUCUGGAAGAAAGCAGUCGCCGGGGGAGGUCCCAGUGUCUUCCUGCAAUCGCUCCUUGGACUCUGCUGUCGCCCUCUGUAGGGACCCUGCCCGCCUUCAGCACCACCCACAGGUCUGCAGGAGUGGGGUUGUGGCUGCUCUUAGUCUUCUUUUUGCCCAAGCACUCCCUGGGUUCUUCACUCGACCCGUUCCAGGACUUCUGGGCAGAGAGAACCAUUGCUUGGGGUUUGGGGCCUUCCAGGAUGGUGGAGCCUUGACUGGCUUAAACCAAACAAGGGGAAGAGCCCAGGGCCUCCAAGCUCAUCAACUGGGACUUGCCUCAGGCCGCCGCUCACAGUGGGCCUCCUGGGUGUGGCCUCGCUCUCUGCCUCCAGUGCUGGGCUUUCAGACUCCACGUUCCUGAUGUUUACCUCCAGUCUUUGGAAUCACCCCGCAGCACACUCCCCGGCCUCCUGUCUCUGCGUGGAGAGAGCUGGGGAGAAAGGAGGUCUCAGCUCUGGACUGAGGGCUGCACGGGGCUGGUGUCCCCACGCACGUCCGCUUCCGAAGAUGCCGCUGUCUUGUUUGAAGACCGGCCCGCAUCGAGCCGCUGCAGCACCUAGGUUUAUGGGAAUUUCAGGCCUUGCCUGCGACUCCAUUCUAACUGCCGUCACCCACUCGCUGGCUCACUUGAAGCCUAGCGUGGGUGUCCCAGUGCUCUUGAAUUCUUUGCCCAUAGAUGACCAGCAUUUAACCAACUGAAGGGAUGGCCCAAAGGCCUGGAUAGCUUCACAGCUUCAGCCCUGGAGAGGGUGGCUGCUGGGCCAGGGGAUGGGGCGGGGCGUAUGUCUGGCCAGGGUCUUUCCACCCCGGGCUCCCUUUUUCAGGCCUUGGCCGCCUGCCCUGGAACCAGAGGAGACGCAGGGCUUCGGGUUAUUACUGUCAGGGGAAGGCAGGCCUGCAAACAGACGACUGUCCCUAGGGAGGCUGUGGGGGAAGAUUUCAUUCAGAUCAGUUCAGUUCAAAAAUACUGAUUGACUGCCAACCAGGCGCGCGCAUCCAGGAACGGGAAAGGGGAGGCUUCACCUUUGUGUCUUGGCUUUGCUCCGGGCUGUGGGAGGGGCAUCCAUUUCCGGGAUGGGGGAAGAAAUACCAAAUGCAUUGUUGUUCUGCUUGGUACAUCUCACUUGUUUCUAAUAAAGGAAGCAGCUGAACACA